Choloepus didactylus (southern two-toed sloth) is the source of this 1508-nucleotide messenger RNA. Its product is annotated as cyclic AMP-dependent transcription factor ATF-2-like. The record is from RefSeq and is a predicted model, not a curated record. Lineage: Eukaryota; Metazoa; Chordata; Mammalia; Pilosa; Megalonychidae. The transcript has a single exon. The coding region runs from base 285 to 1508 and encodes 407 amino acids. Gene Ontology annotation, molecular function: cAMP response element binding; DNA-binding transcription factor activity, RNA polymerase II-specific. Gene Ontology annotation, biological process: regulation of transcription by RNA polymerase II.
CGAGAGAGGACUGAAGCCUUUGGGAGCCCGUGGCCUUUAAAGUGUGGUUCAUUCCUUUCCUCCAGAGGUAGUUUGUAAACACGGUUGUGCUUGGGCUGUCGGCUGACUGAAAGGCGCAUGAGCUAGUGACCUGGAAAGGGAUACUUACAUGGACACUUGGGAAGCACUGCUUAUUUGAUAAGAGAAGAGUGAUUCUUAGCAACAGAGUGAAUAAAAAGCUCAUGGCCCACCAGCUAGAAAGUACCUUUGCCCUGAAAAUGAGGAUGUGAUAAGUUGUUCAACUUAUGAAAUUCAAGUUACCUGUGAAUUCUGCCAGGCAAUACAAGGACCUGUGGAAUAUGAGUGAUGACAAACCCUUUCUAUGUACUGCCCCUGGAUGUGGCCAGCGUUUUACCAACGAGGAUCAUUUGGCUGUCCAUAAACAUAAACAUGAGAUGACAUUGAAAUUUGGUCCAGCACGUAAUGACAGUGUCAUUGUGGCUGAUCAGACCCCAACACCAACAAGAUUCUUGAAAAAUUGUGAAGAAGUGGGUUUGUUUAAUGAGUUAGCAAGUCCAUUUGAGAAUGAAUUCAAGAAAGCCUCUGAAGACGACAUUAAAAAAAUGCCUCUAGAUUUAUCCCCUCUUGCAACACCCAUCGUAAGAACUAAAAUUGAGGAGCCCUCUGUUGUAGAAACAACUCACCAGGAUAGUCCUUUACCUCAUCCAGAGUCUACUACCAGUGAUGAAAAGCUUGUUCGACCAGUCACCAUGGUGCCUAAUGUCCCAGGAAUCCCAGGUCCUUCCUCCCCUCAACCAGUACAGUCAGAAGCAAAAAUGAGAUUAAAAGCUGCUUUGACACAGCAACAUCCUCCAGUUACUAAUGGAGAUACUGUCAAAGGUCAUGGUAGCGGAUUGGUUAGGACUCAAUCAGAGGAAUCUCGACCACAAUCAUUACAACAACCAGCCACAUCCACUACAGAGACUCCGGCUUCUCCAGCUCACACAACUCCACAGACCCAAAAUACAAGUGGUCGUCGAAGAAGAGCAGCUAAUGAAGAUCCUGAUGAAAAAAGGAGGAAGUUUCUAGAGAGAAACAGAGCAGCAGAUUCAAGAUGCCGACAAAAAAGGAAAGUCUGGGUUCAGUCUUUAGAGAAGAAAGCAGAAGACUUGAGUUCAUUAAAUGGUCAACUGCAGAGUGAAGUCACCCUGCUGAGAAAUGAAGUGGCACAGCUGAAACAGCUUCUUCUGGCUCAUAAAGAUUGCUCUGUAACUGCCAUGCAGAAGAAAUCUGGCUAUCAUACUGCUGAUAAAGAUGAUAGUUCAGAAGACAUUUCAGUGCCGAAUAGUCCACAUCCUGAAGCUAUACAGCAUAGUUCCGUCAGCACAUCCAAUGGAGUCAGUUCAGCCUCCAAGGCAGAAGCUGUAGCCACUUCAGUCCUCACCCAGAUGGCAGACCAGAGUACGGAGCCUGCACUUCCACAGGUUGUCAUGGCUCCUUCCUCCCAGUCACAGCCUUCAGGAAGUUGA